AUGGUUGAAGUGGUUAUAGGUUGUGCGGGUAAUCUUAUAGCUAGAAUAGGAGAAAAGCUUAUUUCCGAGACUCAACGUCACCUGGGAUAUGUGUUGUCGCAUAAAAAAUACAUCAAUGGCCUAAAGCAACAAUUAGAUAUGUUAAAGAUCAAAUGGGAAGGAAUAACACUAGAUGUUGAAGAAGCCAAAAGAAACGGUGAUAUUGUUGCACCUGAAGUUGAGCAAUGGUAUGACGACGUGGAGAUUAUAUGGGAAGACUCUACAAGAUUUCUUGAAAAAGAAGUUCAAAAAACUAAGAGCACUCUAAAUGGUUGGUUUCCAAAUAUCAAAGGACGUUACAUAUUAAGCAAGAAGGCGAAGAGUAAGACUGUGAAGCUUGCCUCGUUAAAUGCUGUAGCAUUUCGUAGGAUAGCCCACCCUGCACCUCCACUAGCAGUAGGAGACAGAUCCAUUGGAGAGUUUAGAAACUUCGAAUCUAGAAUGCCAACGAUAAAUCUGCUGAUGAAGUUGUUAAAAGAUGACACUAGACAAAUUAUCAGCAUAUGUGGUAUGGGAGGAUCUGGAAAGACGACAAUGGUGAAGGAAGUUGCCAGGCGUGUAAAAGGGGAGAAAUUGUUUGAUGAGAUCAUAAUGGCGGUGGUGUCCAAAGAACCUGAUUUGAUGAGAGUUCAAGAAGAACUGGCAAAAUGGUUGGGAUUAAAAUUUAAGGCAGCAACUUUAGAUGGAAGGGCGGAUGAACUAUGGAAACGCCUACUCCAAAGCAAGAAAGGGAAUCUUGUCAUACUCGAUGAUGUGUGGAAACGUAUUGAUUUAGAGCGUAUUGGGAUUCCUUUUGGAAAAGGGUUCAAUUGCAAAGUAGUAUUGACUUCACGCAGCAUAGAUGCAUGCAAAAUGAUGGGAUGUGGUAAUGAUGAUAUUCUAGGACUUGACGUAUUAACACCAUCAGAAACAUGGACUCUUUUGGGAGAGAUGGUUGGUGAGUCGUUAAAGGAUCCCGAUCUGCUUGAUACUGCCUCUGAGAUUGCAAAGAAGUGUGGCGGCUUACCAAUUGCAAUAGUAUGCCUUGGGAGGUCAUUGAAGGACAAAAAGAAAGAAGUUUGGAACGAUACACUUCAAAAACUGCAGAAGAAUAUUGUACCGGAAAAUAUUGAAGGUGUCAGGGAAGACGUGUAUAAGUCUCUGCAAGCAAGUUACGAUCUUCUGGAGGAUGAGGAAGCCCAGAAAAUCUUUCUUUUAUGUUGCAUGUAUCCAGAAUAUGCAAAUGUCCCGCUAGAAGCAUUGGUACGAUCUGGGACUGGCUUGGAUUUCUUUAGAGGCGUCGACAUUUUAUCACAAGUAAGAGAUAGGGUACAUUCACUUACUGAUAAACUUAAAAGCCGUUUCCUAUUGUUAAGUGGUGACCGUAAGUCUACAGUAAAAAUACACAGUGUUGUACGAGCUGUAGGAAUAUCAGUGGCAUCUACAUCUAAGCUAAAUGCAAGAGGAUUUAAGGCAAUGGUUAUACAUGAGGAUAGAUGGCCAAGGGGUACGGCGUUUUCAGAUUGCAACGCUGUUUCAGUUGUAUCAAAUGAGAUAUCCGAGCUUCCUACGCGUAGAUCAAGUUUUCUAAACCUUUAUUUUCUGCAACUUUCAUGCCCUAAACUCUCUUUAGAGAAAUUAAAUACUAUGUUUGACAGGAUGCAGAGUGUAAAAGUUGUUGAAUUGUGGAAUAUGUCUAUAUCACCAUUGGCAUCACUCUUCGUAUCCUUGCCACGAGACAUUUUUGUUUUGUGUAUGGACUGCACAAUGGAAACUAUUGGUGAUAUUAGGCCUGAGGAGUUUACGAAUCUUGAAAUACUAAGCUUAGGAAAUUGUGACAUUAGAGAGUUGCCUAGGCAGAUAGGAAAAUUUGCUAAUUUGAGGCUGCUAGACUUGAGUCGAUGUCACUCGCUUGAAAGGAUCUCCCCGGGUGUCAUCUCAAGUUUGUGCCUACUAGAAGAAUUAGACACCGGAUCAAAGUGGUGGGGAGAAGAGGAAGAAGGGGAUGCAAGCCUUGCAGAAUUAGAGUCCUUGACGUAUUUGAUCUAUUUAGGGAUCCGCAUUAAAUCAUCAAGUUGUCUUCCUAAAUACUCUCUCUUUGGAAGACUCCAAAGAUAUGUAAUAUCUGUAGGAAUUGAUCUCAAAAAAUCUCGCUCUUUUAAUAACAAAAUGCUUUUACUGAAGCUCGAGAAUACAGAUUCACAUUUAGGUGGUGGCAUCGACAAGUUGUUGCAGAGGAACACUGAGAAGGUGUUCCUGAGUGGAGAUGGUAUCAAAACCGCUCUGAACGAUCUAGUUCCAAGUGGUUUUCAGCAAGUGAAGUAUUUAACUGUUGAAUGCUGUAACAAUGAAGGGACAGAGUAUCUUUAUGAUUACAGGUACGCAUCAAACGGCAAUGCUGUUUUCAGUAAUCUAGAAAAACUACAUAUGGAAAAAAUGUGGCAUUUAAAGGGAAUCUUAAGUCACAAUAUAAAAAAUGUGGCAUCAAACGGUCUUCCUGUUAAAUCAUUCUCAAGGUUGCGCAAGAUCCAUCUGUCAGUUUUACCCGAAAUGACCCAUUUGUUCAGUCAGUCAGUAGCAACAAAUUUGGUGCACCUCGAAAGCCUUCAUAUAGAAUAUUGUACAAGUAUGCAAGAAGUCAUUCUAAAUCCAAGGCCUUCAGCAUUAUCAAGUACCACUGAAAAUAAGAUCGUUUUCCCAAAGUUGCUCGAGUUAAUCAUCAACGAUGUUGUAAGCCUCAUAUGUUUCUCCCAGGGGAUCAACCUGCAACUUGAGUUUCCUCAACUAAGAGUAUUAAAGCUUGAAUAUAUACAAAAUUUCCUUACCUUUUGUCCUGAGGAGAUCUUUCAUAACGGCACCAAGUUACAACCUCUAAUUGACCACAAGGUUGAAUUUUCAAGCUUGGCUGAAUUGACAAUCACUAACGUUGGCAAUAUUAAAGAAGUGUGGUGUGGUCACCUACCGAAUCUAGUACAUCUACAAGGACUUUAUAUUCAAUUCUGUCAUAUGAUGGAAGAAGUGAUUUUCAUUCAACGACCCUCAGUAACUACGAAAGAAGAAAAGAUAGUGUUCCUCAAGUUAAAAGAAGUAAUCCUUUUUGGAUUAAACAGGCUCACCUAUUUCUGCCGAGGGAUUGAUCAUGUUGAGUUUCCCCAACUGAGAAUUCUACGACUUCGUUGGCUAACACAUUUCAGAACUUUCUGUCGAGAAGAGAAUGCUGGUCGUCACCCAUCAUAUGUAUUUAAUGAUAAGGUCUCAUUUCCUAGUCUGGAGACGCUUGAAGUGUCUGAACUGGACAGUGUAGAGGAGUUAUGGUCUAGCCAGCUUCCAACGAGCCAGUUUGGAAAACUAAAAUAUCUCAGAGUCGAGAAAUGUCACAAACUGGUGAACAUUUUUCCAUCAGAUUUGGAAACACUAUUUCCGAAUCUGGAAAAGUUAGAAGUGGAGAAGUGCGAUUCACUUGAACAGGUGUGGGGUUCAAAAGGGAUACAAAUACGAAACCUAAAAAGUAUAAUCGUAUACGACUGUCCAAGUUUGAUGAAUUUAUGCUCUUUGUACACAUUCAAAGGUCUUUCAAAUCUACAGAUUAUAGAUAUAUCCAACUGCAAAUUGAUGGUGAACGUAGUUGCAGACGAGAACAAAGAUGGAAUAACAAUUGAACCUCUUUCUGUCAACAAACUCGAACAAUUGAAUCUUGCAUUUCUGCCAAAUCUUAAUUGCUUUUCUGAAACGAAAUGUGACAUUGAACUAACAGAACUAACACAUGUGAUUGUCAAAAGUUGUCCAGAAAUGAUCACUUUCUCUGAAAGUUCAGUUAUUACUCCAAAGCUUCAGUUUGCAGUGGUUGAAGGCGUAAAGAUGACCGGUGACCUAAAUAGCACCAUUCGUGCUGCACAUGCUUUCUAGAUUCGAAUAUUAGAUUUCUGUACGCUAAAAUACAGAAAAACGAUGAACUUCAACUGGAACAAAACGAGAGCAACAUGGUAUAAAUGUUCUAUAUGAUAUCUGAAUUUCAAUAAACGCUUCCUUCGUUAUAUUCACUCAACUAGAAGCUUCAAAAGGAUUGUUGAUUUUACUUAUAUGUGUGACCUAUUAUGUUAUCAUGUAACUUAACAAUAUAUACUACAGAUUAUGUCCUGUUGAUCUUCGGCAGAA
This is a messenger RNA of Erigeron canadensis, 4173 nucleotides long. Its product is annotated as probable disease resistance protein At4g27220. The record is from RefSeq and is a predicted model, not a curated record. The transcript is spliced from 4 exons. Gene Ontology annotation, molecular function: ADP binding. Lineage: Eukaryota; Viridiplantae; Streptophyta; Magnoliopsida; Asterales; Asteraceae. Bases 1 to 3924 code for a protein of 1307 amino acids.